GUCCUUCAAAAUGUUGUAAAAGUUGAAUACAUCUCUGAUGAAAAAAGAGAGCUUUACAUAAUUACAUGAAGGAUCACAGCUAAACUUUAUUCUCUUUAACAUGAUCUUUAGUAAAAAUGCAAGAAAGGAGACUUAUGUUCAACUUUAUUCUUAUUCCAUCCAACCAAGAGAGUCUCUCAAAUCUUAAAGCUUACAAUUCUAAUUGCCUAUAAAUACAAGAACAUGUUAUUACUUCAGCAAUAAUCACCGCUGCUUCUUUGUUUGCUGGUAAGAACUUGUUUCAUACACAAUGGCAAGGAAUGUGGGGUUCUUUAUCUGCAUCUUGAUCCUAGCCAUGGAUGUUUCAGCUGGAAUUCUCGGUAUUGAAGCCGAAAUAGCUCAGAACAAGGUGAAGCAUUUGAAGAUGUGGAUUUUCGAGUGUAGAGACCCGAGUUACACAGCCUUCAAGUAUGGUUUAGCUGCAUGCAUCCUUUUGGCGGUAGCCCAUGUAACGGCUAACUUGCUCGGUGGGUGUCUCUGUGUUGUCUCAAGACAAGACCUUGAAAAGUCCUCCGCCAAUAAACAGCUCGCCGUGGCUUCUCUGAUAUUCUCCUGGAUCAUAUUGGCAAUUGCUUUCUCGAUGUUGAUCAUAGGGACAAUGGCAAACUCAAGAUCGAGAAAAAAUUGUGGGAUAUCGCACCAUCGGGUUCUAUCCAUAGGAGGGAUCCUCUGCUUCAUUCACGGCCUUUUCGCUGUUGCUUAUUACAUCUCUGCAACUGCUUCAACACGAGAACAGACAAGCGCAAUCCAUGCUUGAAAAAUUUUCUACCCGCCUUUUUUCUUUCUUUAAAUUUAACCUAAUGUUUAAAUUUGACUAAAAGAUAUAUACCUGGUUUACUA
This is a messenger RNA of Capsella rubella, 879 nucleotides long. RefSeq lists its product as uncharacterized. The transcript has 3 exons. Lineage: Eukaryota; Viridiplantae; Streptophyta; Magnoliopsida; Brassicales; Brassicaceae. Bases 290 to 796 code for a protein of 168 amino acids. The record is from RefSeq and is a predicted model, not a curated record.